Lithohypha guttulata is the source of this 3198-nucleotide messenger RNA. RefSeq lists its product as uncharacterized. Bases 1 to 3198 code for a protein of 1065 amino acids. Gene Ontology annotation, molecular function: helicase activity. The transcript is spliced from 2 exons. The record is from RefSeq and is a predicted model, not a curated record. Gene Ontology annotation, cellular component: P granule; cytosol. Lineage: Eukaryota; Fungi; Ascomycota; Eurotiomycetes; Chaetothyriales; Trichomeriaceae. Gene Ontology annotation, biological process: regulatory ncRNA-mediated post-transcriptional gene silencing.
AUGCCAAAGGCGAAGCAGAAGUGGGUGCCUGCCCGCAGCGUUGAUCCCAAUUUCAUUAUUCCUUCCAAAACGAGCAAAGCUCUAGUCAUCAAAGAUGGCUUGGGCAAUGCUCAACGUUAUCCGCUUGCAUUUUCAGAUAAUAUACGUGGUGACCUGCUUCCAAAGUCUGUCAACACUCAUAUAUUGAGCAAAGGUACUACAAAACAAGCUGAACAGCCCAAUACGAUUGAUAACAACCAUCUUCUUGGAUUCGUGAACCCUAAUCUCGAAAUUUCUGGUACCUUCCCAACAUUGACCGAGGCCAAAGGCAUCCAGAAUGCCUCCCAGUCAACCGUGGCAAUCUCUGGUGUCAAGCCCGUGCCCGAAAGCAUUCAGAUGCUUUCCAAUGGACAAGAAGCAGAAUCUUUGAAAGACCUAAUGCGAAACACUGCUAGUGUCACUAUUAAUGAUGAACCGAGUGCUAAACCGAUCCCACCACCAGGCCAUAGAUCACGUCUGGAUAUCUAUGCUCACAAGUAUGUACCCUACUGGCUGAAGGCUAUCAACGAGUCAUUCGCCACUACUGUACAUGCGCCUCAAAUCAGACGUAUAGACUUCGAUAUCUAUCAUAGUUCAUUCGCUGGAACACGAUUCCAGCGACACCUUCCAGCAGUAGAGCUCCCACCGCCAUCAAGUAUCCUCGGCUUGCAAGUCAAUGCCAUCUCGAUAGAGACUUACGGGACGUAUUGGCAUGAACGCCUAACCAAUGAAGCAUCUGCACAAGCUGCACAAAAUGAUACCUUCGCCUUGUUCAAUAUUGAUCUAGUGCUAGUAAAUGCAGCGGACAACUUGUAUCGAUUUAAAAUGCCUGGACUUCGAGAAGGUGCGCCCAGGAUCGACUUGGGUGAUAUCCUCUGGAUUCGUCCCUUCAUUCUACCUCGGAUGGCUACUAUCGCUCAAGAAGCUCAGCUCUGGAGUCAGGAACGCAACGGUAUCGCACCUGCAUUUAUCGGCAUCGAGCAUCAUGCCGUCGUCUGGUCGCUAAUCCGCAGAGACGAGUUUGUGCUUGUACGAAUAGGGAAAGAACUUCCUCGAGGCACCAAAUGCAACAUUGUUAUUCCGCUUCAAAUUCACAAAAAUGCUCCAGCUUGGCGUGCAGUCCAGCAGAUUGGUUUCCACAUUGUCGACGAGAAUCAGCCAUGGACAUCGUCAAUGCUGUUUCCGACUUUCGGCGUGCAACAAAAGACCCUAGCAAAGGGAGCAUUCGAUCUUGACUGGUAUGAUGAGCAACUCAACUUCGAGCAACAGAGAGCAGUACAGGCUGUAGUCGAUGCUAAAUAUGGUAUUCUGCCUUACCUGAUCUCGGGUCCGCCAGGAACGGGAAAAACCAAGACAAUGGUGGAGAUUGCACUACAACUUAUCUCAGCCUCGAAUAAAAUCAAGCCCCACCUGCUCGUAUGUGCACCGUCCGAUGCUGCAGCAGAUACACUCCUGGUACGUCUUUCGGCUCAACUAUCUCAAGCACAGCUCUUUCGACUGAACAAUUGGACGCGGCUCACCUCCGAGGUUCCUGGAGAGGUCAGACCGUACUGCUGUCUUGAUGAAAAUCAGCUUCAUGCAUUACCGGACUUUGAGACUAUGAUGUCGUUCGAGGUCGUGGUCACGACAUGCAGAGAUGCUAACAUGCUUAUCACGGCGGGACUCACCAACAAAGACCUGGCACAUCUUGUGACUCGCACCGUGCUUGCCAUCUGCCCCGAUGCAAUUGAUACAUCGAAGCUGUUGCACUGGACCGCUUUGAUAAUCGACGAGGCAGCACAAGCAACUGAGCCAGAAGUUCUCAUUCCAGUUGCUGUUGUGGCACCUCUACAUACCGAUUCGAAGUCGAGUAACUCGUCCUUCUCGCCACAAAUAGUCAUGGCUGGUGACGAGCACCAGCUUGGACCACGAUUGACCAGCACAGCACUUGCGGAGUCAGCGGGCAAGUACGACACAGCUGGCCUCGAGAUAUCCUUAUUUCAACGAAUUUUUGCUCGGCCACUCUAUGCUGAUCAUCCAUUGUCUCGGUCAUACGGCCUGCGUCCCUUGACAAGAAAUAUGCUACCCAUGAUCCGUCCACCGUUCGCUAAUCUUAUCAGGAACUAUCGAUCACAUCCCGCUAUACUUACUACCUCAUCUGCGCUUUUCUACUCGGAUACUCUGAUUCCAGAGCGUCCCGAAACCUCUCCAAUCAUGCUAUCCUGGCCUCGUUGGCCCAAGAAAUCCAAGAAUGUCUGGCCAGUCAUGUUCUACAGCCACUCAGGACCCGACAAUGUCGAGUCAAUCCUCGAAGGCGAUGGCACUGGUUCAGGAAGUUUACUAAACCACUCCGAAGCCCGUAUUACAGUCGAAUUGGUCUUAGACCUCCUUGACCACAUAAAUAAUAAAGACACACCCACCAAUCGAGGCGACUACUUGAAGGCCGAGGACAUCAUCGUCCUCUCACCUUUCCGUGCACAAGUCAACCUUCUCCGUCAAAUGUUCCGAUCAAGUGGCUACUACGAUAUCCGUAUCGGUCCACUCGAAGCUUUCCAAGGCCUCGAAAGUCGAGUUGUCGUCGUAUGCACGACCCGCACACGUCUCGGUCAACAUCCACAUCCUCCAGCUAAGUUCGUGAAUGAAGACAAAUCACGCAAUUUGGGCAUGAUAGAUGAGCCGAAGCGGUUUAACGUGGCUAUGACGAGAGCACAGGAGGCACUGAUCGUGAUCGGAAAUGCCGAGGUCCUAAGUGUCACGCGUGACAGGUGCUGGCUUAGCUUCUUACGGUUCUGUACCAGGAACAACCUCUGUGCAGGUGGGAAAGCGGAGUGGUUCGGAAAGAAUACUAGCAGAGAGAGGGUUGAUACGAGUAUGGGCAGAUUGGAGAGAGCCAUGAGAUAUGCAGAGAGUCUGCAGGGGGAAACGAAUGGGGAAAGGCAUGACGUGCACAGCCUCGCAGACACUGACACCCUGGACGACAACAUACAGCCAGACUCCUUCAAGUUCAAACUUCAAGGCACAAUGAUAGAUCUAGACCAACAGAUGUGGGAGAUGCAGAUUGGAGAAGAGGACGAAGAGAUAAUUCGACAGGAAGAAGAGGCCGACGACGAUCGGUAUGUGUUCAAUGGGCACUUCGAUGGCCCUGACCUAGAUGGUGACGACAGCGAAGAAGGAACUCGGUCAGGAACACAUGUCGAGUGA